AUGACCCCCGACCUGAGCAACCGACCAGACCCUGACCUAACUCCUCGACCUGACUCCCCGACCAGACCCCCCGACCAGACCUCCCGACCAGACCCCCCGACCAGACCCCCCGACCAGACUCUCCCGACCAGACCUCCCGACCAGACCUCCCGACCAGACCUCCCGACCAGACCCCCCGACCAGACCCCCCGACCAGACUCUCCCGACCAGACCUCCCGACCAGACCCCCCGACCAGACCUCCCGACCAGACCCCCCGACCAGACCCCCCGACCAGACUCUCCCGACCAGACCUCCCGACCAGACCCCCCGACCAGACCUCCCGACCAGACCCCCCGACCAGACCCCCCGACCAGACUCUCCCGACCAGACCUCCCGACCAGAUCCCUCGACCUGACCAUCCGAUCAGACCCCCACGACCAGACUCCCAUCAUCCUCAAGCUUCAUCCGACCGAGCCUUCCCUACCCCUCUGGGUAUUCCUCACCCAGGAAGGACUGAGGUCAGUAGCCCAUUAGCAACUGGGCUGUAA
Procambarus clarkii (red swamp crayfish) is the source of this 528-nucleotide messenger RNA. RefSeq lists its product as uncharacterized. The record is from RefSeq and is a predicted model, not a curated record. NCBI's taxonomy places the organism in Eukaryota, Metazoa, Arthropoda, Malacostraca, Decapoda, Cambaridae.